GUGUAUGUCUUGAUGGAUGGUGACAGCAAAUGGGCUGUCUGUCGGUUUAGGUCUGUUUAGGUCUGUCUGGCCACGCGACACGCGACACGCGACACAUAAAUGUUCGCUUCAUGCACCGCACCACCACUCGUCAAGGAAAAGACUCAAAGGAAAUGUCUUAAGUCACUCACCUGGCUGCCCCCGCGCCAUAGCCCACCCACUCAAUCUCAUCCCCUUCGCCCCCGAACAGCCGGCCUGUGUGUGUGUGGUCGCCCACUGCCAGCCACACGGGCGUCUUGGCUCCCUCCUCGGGCGUCUUGAGUGUCGACGCCUUCUCGUAGCCCUCAGUCAUUCCCGUCAGAAUGAACCCAGGCGUGCACACUGCAGCAGCAACACAGAUAGACACGCACAUCAUGAUAUAUGUUGGCUCACACUUCUGUCUGUCUCUGGUGUGCAACACACUUCAGUUGUGUACCAUUGAUUUGCAGUUCAGAGUGUUGCCUCGCGAUGAUCCGAGUCCACAGAUUGAGCACCGCCUUAGAGAAUCCAUACGUCUGCAGCCACCAGCCCCUCUCAGGGUGCAUCUCGAUGCGGCCCUCAGCGGCCGUCCCCUCCCAGCACCGAAUGAAGUCUUCGACCAGCGCAACAAACGCCUCCUCGCCCAUCCGCUCAUCGAGCAUCUCACGCCGCCUGUUGUCCCGCAUUCUCUGCACGUUCAUCAUGCCAGCCCCCGAGGACACGUUGACCACCCUCCCUCCCCGGCACAUGAGAGGCCGGAAGUGCCGAAAGCACCGCAUGGCGCCGUACACGUUUGUUUCGACGGUUUCUCGCGCGUUGGUGUCUGCUCUCUUCUGCCAGUCGGGCUGCCAUGGCACGUCGAGAGCGAUGCCGGCGUUGUUGAUGAGCGCAUAUACGCUGCCUUUGCCGUAAGCGGCCUCAAUCUGCAUCACACCCGUCCAUAUCCAGAGAGAGAAACAGCCGCUGCGUGACAUAGAUGGGUGGACGGCCGGAUGGAUGGAUGGAUAAGUGCUCUGAUCCCACCUGCCGAGCGGCGUUUGCCACACUGUCCUCCGAAGUGACAUCGAGCAGCAGCGGCUCCAGCCUCCCCUUCGCUGCCUCGGGCAUCGCAGCCAUGAUGCUCUCCACCGCCUCGCGAGCCCUGUCGAGUUGUCUGCCGCAGAGAAACACCCUCACAGCUGGAUCUGGGUCUUCACGCAAGAGCCUCUGGCAGAUGGACUUGCCGAUCCCGCGCGUAGCACCCGUAACGACGACUCCCUUGGUGUUGGUUUGCAUCGCCAGUGCUAAUGAGAACUGAUGGAUGAGCUGCAACAACCAGAUGCAACGCAGCAUCCCCUACGUCCCCCAGGACCCGUUACCACCAAUGCAUCGCCUUCCU
This is a messenger RNA of Vitrella brassicaformis, 1375 nucleotides long. The record is from the annotation of a GenBank genome assembly. Lineage: Eukaryota; Vitrellaceae.